Messenger RNA from Pseudopipra pipra, 881 nucleotides. It is a transcript of the gene TPT1, whose product is annotated as tumor protein, translationally-controlled 1. Gene Ontology annotation, cellular component: cytoplasm. Lineage: Eukaryota; Metazoa; Chordata; Aves; Passeriformes; Pipridae. Gene Ontology annotation, molecular function: calcium ion binding. The transcript is spliced from 6 exons. Bases 140 to 658 code for a protein of 172 amino acids. The record is from RefSeq and is a predicted model, not a curated record.
GCGUGCGCGGUGACGCGCGGGGCCGUGCCCGCUAUAUGAGCCCCAGCAGGCGCUGACUCGGCCUUUUCCGCCCCGCUCCCGCCCCGCGCCCGGGUCGCUGCGCUGAGACCCCGCGCCCCCGCCGCCCCCCGCCGCCGCCAUGAUCAUCUACCGGGACUGCAUCAGCCAGGACGAGAUGUUCUCGGACAUCUACAAGAUCCGGGAGGUGGCGGACGGCCUGUGCCUGGAAGUGGAGGGGAAGAUGGUCACCAGGACAGAGGGUCAAAUUGAUGACUCUCUAAUUGGUGGCAAUGCCUCUGCUGAAGGUCCAGAGGGAGAUGGAACAGAAGCCACGGUCAUAACUGGUGUUGAUAUAGUAAUUAACCACCACCUUCAGGAGACCAGCUUCACAAAAGAAUCCUACAAGAAGUACAUCAAGGAUUACAUGAAAGCAAUCAAAGCCAGACUUGAGGAACACAAGCCAGAGAGAGUAAAGCCUUUCAUGACAGGGGCUGCAGAACAAAUCAAACACAUCCUUGCCAACUUCAAAAACUACCAGUUCUUUGUAGGAGAGAACAUGAAUCCAGAUGGUAUGGUGGCUCUCCUGGACUUCCGUGAGGAUGGUGUAACCCCAUAUAUGAUUUUCUUUAAGGACGGCUUAGAAAUCGAGAAGUGUUAACAAAUCAAACAGUAUGGUUUUGGAUCACUUGUCUUCAUAGCUGGCUGCUGUUUCUUCUUCAUCGGCACACCACCAGGAAUCGGCAAUGUCUAACAACUGGACUGAUGUCAUCUUGAGCUUUAUUCACUUAUUUUGACCCUGAUUUGGAGUGGAGGCAUUGUUUUGAAAAACGAAAAAAACAUCUAUCAUGUAGGUUGUCUAAAAUAAAACUCAUUUAAACCCA